UGACGUUGUAAUACGUUGGCUCAACUUUGCUGGAGAAAAUGGCGUGGCUGCUAGGAUCAAAAUGGUGGCGUUGGGAGGGUGAAAGUUUUAAACUUGUUGCAGUUCCUCCCGUUCAGCAGUAGCCUUGACCCGGGGUACUGGCAGGAGUUAGGGAAGAGGAAACUCGAAGAUUAUCAGCUAAGAGAGGACCCGGUCCCUAUCAGGGGCAGCUAUGGGAACUAUUACCGAGUAUUACAGGAACAUUAGCACUCCUUUCCUAUCCCUGGAUUAUACUGCUUUUGAUGUGGGAUACCAGCCUAUUGGGCUAGACUUACCUUCUCCUGGUCUCCUACGAAACAUGCGCCUCCUUCAACAACAUUGACAAGAAGGAGUUACUUGAUACCUGUGGUCGUCUCAUUUUGGAGAGUAUUAAAAAUGGUGAUUGCCUCAAAAACCCGUCCCUCCUGACGUCAUUCCUGUUACUCACAUACGCCAACUUAAAGAAGUAUUGUUUCAAUUAUUGGUUUGGAUUCCCUACCCUCUCCCCCUCCAGUCCAUUCACUUAUAGAUCUAUUAGUCGUUUGGAUACUCUUUUUAAAGACUCCGACCUCCAGCACUUGGUUUCUCGUUAUGACGACUUUCAAUUGGAACACAAAAGUGUUGGGUCCUUUCUAGUCGAUUAAGAAGGUUCUAAAUUAACUCCGAAACUUUUGACGUGUAUUGAAAAGGUUUUUAAAGAAGGGUGCGAUAGAUUAUCGAUUGGUUUCUGUGACCCUAGUACUCUUGAUUCUAACCCAGGCUGGCCUCUGAGGAAUUUCUUGUACUUCAUUUCACAUACUUAAUUGGGAUAACGUUUUAAAGGAAGUAGACAUUCUCUGUUACCAUGACAACACGAGAGACGGGAUGCAUUUGAUUGAUAAUCCCUCUCUCCCCCCCCUCUCUCUCUCUCUCUCCUUGUAGAAGACUUAUAUAGUUGGUUCUACUAAUGAUGGUCUCAGUUGUUGUAUGCUAAAGAUUGACAGAACACAAUCAGGAGCUGCUGGACUAGUGGUUGAAGAAGAUGAGAAAGAAUAUCAACAAAAUGAGGUUCAAGAGACCCUUACAAUGUUAGAGAGUACCAAUCAGAACUUCACCACUUGUUAUAAAGGAGGACUACAGCAAGUGGCACCAGCUUUUGGGAUUGUUGGUUUUAUCAGAUUCCUUGAAAGCUAUUACAUUAUUCUCAUCACCAAACGAAAACCUGUUGCUAAUAUUGGUGGUCAUAUAUUGUAUAAAAUUGAAGACACUGCCAUGCACUGUCUGUCAGCUCCUACUGGUAGACCAGCUCAUCCUGAUGAAUCAAAAUACAUUAAAAUAUUUCAAAAUGUUGAUCUAUCGUCUAGUUUUUAUUUCAGUUAUUCUUAUGAUGUAACUCAUUCCCUUCAGUUCCAAAUGAGGACUUCAGGGGGUCCUAUGCCUCCGUCCUGUCUUAGGUUUAUAUGGAAUGAGUACUUACUGGAGAACCUUGAGGGCUUCGUACACUCAAGAUGGAUACUCCAUAUAAUAUGUGGAUUCAUGUCACAAAUCAUUAUUAUUAUAUUCCCCUCCAGUUAUUCUUAUGAUGUAACUCAUUCCCUUCAGUUCCAAAUGAGGACUUCAGGGGGUCCUAUGCCUCCGUCCUGUCUUAGGUUUAUAUGGAAUGAGUACUUACUGGAGAACCUUGAGGGCUUCGUACACUCAAGAUGGAUACUCCAUAUAAUAUGUGGAUUCAUGUCACAAAUCAAUAUUUCAGUUUUUGGUCAUCCUAUAUACUUGAAACUCAUCGCCAGAAGGUCUCGUAAUUUUGCUGGUACCAGAUACCUUAAGAGAGGAAUCAAUGAUGAGCUACUGGAUGAGCCACACCUUCCUUUUGACUGUGAUACCAUGAGACUGUUUGAGGAGGCAUAUGAGGACCUGGGGGAUAGUCAAGCUAUACAGUAUGGUGGAUCAACACUGGUACAUAGGAUACAAACUUAUCGUAAAGUGGCUCCAAUGAAGAAUCAUGGAUGAGACAUAUACACAAGCACUCUGAGGUACUAUAGGAACACAUUCACUGACGCUGACAAGCAGAUGGCUAUUAACAUGUUCCUUGGAGUGUUUGUACCAAAACAAGGAGAAGCCAAUGUAUGGGAACUAUCAACUGAUUAUUAUCUACACCAUAGGACAGCUAGGGAAUCACAAUCACUGAAACUGUUUAAGAGUCCUACCAAAUGGUGGAAAGAUGAACUGAUAUCAUCACUACCUUUACCACAAUAUGAAGGACAAGUUAUUGCUAAUGCUGAAGAUGAUCCUGAAGAAGAAGGACCCACUCCUCCAGCAAUACCUCAUAUUAGUAAUGACACUACUGACAGAAACAGUUUUGAUGAAAUAUACAAAACUUACGAACUAACCGACUUUGAUAGACUACUGAGCACAUCUGUUGUAAGGACUGGAGAUAAUGUUGUGUCCCUUGAUAGUGAAGGUGGUGCUAUUCAAGGUAAUCCUUUUGUAGUGAGAGACAAAAUGAAGACGAAAGUGGGCUCCAGUAGUUCCAAGAUGGCUGCUAAAAGAGGAUUCAGUGUUGGUAUACCACAGACUGAGCCAGCAGAAGCUGAUGAGUAUUCAUCAGACAGUGAGCCUGAGGAUGAGAGGACUGGUGAUCAGUAUACUCACCCAAACAACAAGACUCUAAUGUCACUACUAACACUCACUCCUUCACUUCUUAUUGUACUCCCAAUGGUCUCCCCAGUUCUAUUGAUUACUAUGGGUUUGAGUGUAGGGAUCCUUCAAAAAAGGGCAUGAAGACUUAUGAAAGGCAAAAGCAAUUAUACUACUGAACAUGAUGCUACAAGAAAGACAAAGGAAGCAAAAAAAGUAGCUAGAUAUGGUCCUCGUCCAAUUUCAAAUGAUGACAUAGCUAUGUACUCACAAUUUGACAGAUGAUUAUUUUAUUGUGUGUUAUAUAUGACUAUUUGAUUAUGUGUUCACCACUUUCUGUGGUGGCUUGUGUGUUUUAUCCCACGAGUGUGUUUGAAUAAUAACAUUGAUAGUUAAUAGUUAAUGCUAUGUCCUAGAACUGGAAUUGUUGCUGAUUUUUGGUGAUAAUAGCAUUGCUAAAAUUAGCAUAGCUAAUCCAUUAGCUACUACUUGUGAUAAAUGUUCAUAUUAUACUGCCAUUAAUACUGUCUCUCUCUUUUGUUCUUUUGUUUAUCACUCUUAUGUUGUUAUUGUUUAUCAUUUGCUUGUUAUUGUUUAUUUUCUGAUGUUGAAAUUAUUUAUGGUAACACAAGCUACAAUGUACAUUGCUACAUUAAUUGAGUGCAGUGUGUGGGUAUGUGAGGUGAGAUAUGUAUGGUAUGUUAUUAUUGAGCUAGUUAUUAUUAAUAGUGUAGACUGUAGAGGCUGUUUACUGGAGGAGAUGUCAUCAAUCUAUCAACCAGUGAAGAGGAGGGAUCACUCUACAGUACAGGUAGGAGACUACCUAUACAUGUGGGGUGGGGACCAGCCUGAUCUCCCUGAAGUACA
Molecule: messenger RNA, 3501 nt
Organism: Amphimedon queenslandica
Lineage: Eukaryota; Metazoa; Porifera; Demospongiae; Haplosclerida; Niphatidae
Product: polyphosphoinositide phosphatase-like
Exons: 16
Biological process (GO): phosphatidylinositol dephosphorylation
Cellular component (GO): intracellular membrane-bounded organelle
Molecular function (GO): phosphatidylinositol-3,5-bisphosphate 5-phosphatase activity
Source: RefSeq, a predicted model, not a curated record